GUGAGAACCUUUUUUUGGUCUAUUUUGAUUUUGUGCGUGGUAGUAAGUACUAGUCCAGAAGCAGUGACUGAAAAGAUCUAAUUUCCGUUAAGCUAUCACUUCACCGCCAAAGAUAGAAUGUACGGUGAUUAGCAGUCGCAGAGACAGGGCAGGCCUUCAUUUGGGGCAAACCUCCUUUAUCUUUUCUGGUAAAGCCACUGUUCAUAUUCAUACAUACCUCUCCCUUUAUUUUUAUUAUUUUAUAUUUCUUUUUCAGAAAAUUCGUGCCUUUCUUUUAGCCCCACACAGGCUAUAUAGCGCCUCUCACUCACUUUUUUCGUACCUUGUGUCCCCUCACUCACUCACUCACUCACACUGCUUCCAUUCCAAUUCCAUUACCAUAACGUAACUCCCCUCUUCAUAUUAUUAUUAAUUAUUAAUCACUUGCCUUAUUUAAUACCUUCCUCUGCCACAGCCACUAUUACUAAUUCACUCAUCAACCUUAUAUUACUUACUACUUAUUACUCUCGUUGCUUCCUGUCUUGUCCCAAACGAAUAUCUUCUUUUGCGCUCCUACCUAUCUAUCUCACCGUUUUCCCUUUCAACAUCAAUGCUAUUGCUAUCUCCAAGAAUCUGAUACACAAAGACACAACAUGCCUGCGCCUCCUCCUAACUACACUCACCACCGCACCAAACUCGUCAGGAUAACAGUUACUGACGCUGAUGCCACCGACUCCUCCAGCGACGAAGCACAACUCUCAUCCUCCACGCGCCACCACCGACACAGAAAGCUCGUCAACGAGAUUCUUAUCGAGCCCUGUCAAGUGCCUCCCCGGAAGAGACCCAAGAAGUCAUCAGCAAGUACCUCCGCCGCCAAGCCCAGAGCUCCGGCCAUUCGCCGCCAACUCUCCGGCAGGAAGUUCCGCGGGGUGAGGCAGAGGCCAUGGGGGAAAUGGGCCGCGGAGAUAAGAGACCCUUCACGGCGCGUGAGGUUAUGGUUAGGUACCUACGACACCGCGGAGGAAGCUGCCAUGGUGUACGACAACGCGGCCAUUAAACUGCGUGGACCCGACGCGCUCACCAAUUUCAUAACGCCGCCACCAACCACAACGCUGGACAGUAAUAAUAAUAAUGAAAAUAAAACGGCAGCACCAACGGUUUUGGUAAACGGUUACAGUUCCGGUGAUGAGGAGUCUCAAAGCACCAACAACAAUCAUAGUCAGAGUCACAAUCUGUUCUCUCCAACUUCGGUGCUUCAUCAUCAUCAUCAUCAUCAUCAUCAUCAUCAUAAUCAGUGUUGUUAUUCCUUAUCGGAGGAAGGUGAAUCCACCGUAACGGGAAAAGAGGAUGAAUAUUCGAGCGUGUCGGAGAAUAAUAAGGUCAAAUCUGAGGAAGACGAUUCAUCAUUCCUUCACAUUCCGAGUGAUGUGCUCUUUGAUUUUCAAGUCUCUUCUUCGCCGUUGGUGGUGCCAGAUGUUUUUGAAGAAAGCUUGCUCUUCGCCGAUGAUUGCGGCGGUUUCCUCACUUCUUGUGAGGACUUUGAUUUCAGCUUCAAAAGCUGGCACAGAGAGGAUGACUUCUUCCAAGAUAUAACUGAUUUAUUCCCUUCAGAUCCGCUUCUUGCUCUUUGAUUUUAAUUACUGCCUUCGUUUAAGUUAAUACUCUACUUAGUUAGUACUUAUAUUAUUACUUAAUAUAGCAUAUUAGUGUGAUUUUGCGUCAUUCUGCCAAAAACUGGCAAAUUUUGUAUCGGCGGGAAAUAACUACUGUAAUCACUAAUCCUUUUUGUCUUUUUUCUUUUUUUGGUUGUGUUCUACUGCUACUUAG
Messenger RNA from Arachis duranensis, 1806 nucleotides. Its product is annotated as ethylene-responsive transcription factor CRF2-like. The record is from RefSeq and is a predicted model, not a curated record. Lineage: Eukaryota; Viridiplantae; Streptophyta; Magnoliopsida; Fabales; Fabaceae. Gene Ontology annotation, molecular function: DNA-binding transcription factor activity; DNA binding. The coding region runs from base 633 to 1610 and encodes 325 amino acids. The transcript has a single exon. Gene Ontology annotation, biological process: regulation of DNA-templated transcription.